UUUUAGUUAUUCUUCCGACGUUUGCAACCCUUCUAUGAGACUUUUAAGAUACGUUCAUGAUAUGCGAUAUGUCGAAGGCCAAACUAGAAACAGACCAAACUGGCAAAACUGGAAGCCGAGAAGGGGACAUCACGUCACAUCUUUGUCCUUGACCGGGUACAUCUAUGCUGAUGCGGAUUACCUGCUAUAUCUCGACACCGUUUCUCAAUUUAAAAACACCCUGGAAGAACUAAGUGUCAACGUGGUCAUGGAUAUUUCCAAGAAUGAUGGCCCCGAGCACCAAUAUUCGCAGCGGAGCGAGCUAUUUUUCCCCGUCUUGAAGAAGUUUUCCCUACGCCUGGGCAAUCAUUGGGGCCGAAUACCAGCCACGGUGACGACGAACUGGAUGAAAACUUGGGCCGACGCGGUUACCCGGGUGACCACAAUCUUUACUGACGGCCGUGUUUCCCUUGGGUCAAGAUUUGUCGAAGAAAUGCAAAAAACGGGAACUUUGCGGUAUCAAAAUUUGAUGGAAAUCUCUCUAACUUGCGAGCCAGAGGAUGCCAUAAAUUUUCUCAGAGAGUUAAACCAGCCAUUGAAGACUUUUUUGGCUUGUGAAAUCGCGUGUUACACAUCGUCGCACUAAUUCUAA
Folsomia candida is the source of this 631-nucleotide messenger RNA. RefSeq lists its product as uncharacterized. Bases 35 to 625 code for a protein of 196 amino acids. The transcript is spliced from 2 exons. NCBI's taxonomy places the organism in Eukaryota, Metazoa, Arthropoda, Collembola, Entomobryomorpha, Isotomidae. The record is from RefSeq and is a predicted model, not a curated record.